GCAUCUGAGGUAGACAGAGUCACAGAGACAGGAUAGUGGGUAUAGCGAGAGGGCACUGUGAUCACCCAACCCCUUUAUGUGAAGCCUCCUCUAGGAGCACUGAGUCCAUCUGGAGCCAAGGGUCCAUAGGCACGCAGAAUCAAAAUGGAGUCCUUCAGCUCUAAAGACAUGGCCAUGAAGGCCCAGAAGAAAAUCCUCAGCCAUAUGGCCAGCAAAUCCAUGGUGCAGAUGUUCAUUGAUGACACCAGCAGCGAAAUCCUGGACGAGUUCUACCGUGUCUCCAAGGAAUACUCUGGGAACCGCACAGAGGCCCAGAAGGUGGUCAAAGACCUGGUCAAGGUGGUGGUAAAGGUGGGCGUUCUCUUUCGGCACGAUCGCUUCAGUAAAGAGGAGCUCAGCCUGGCUCAGGACUUCAAGAAGAAGCUGCACCAGGGGGCCAUGACGGCAAUCAGCUUCCAGGAGGUGGAGUUCACAUUUGAUAGGGCUGUCAUGACGGAGCUUCUGACAGAUUGUAGGGACAUCCUGCUGAAGCUCGUGGAGAAACACCUGACACCCAAAUCCCUCGGGCGCAUUCGGCAUGUCUUCAACCACUACUCUGACCAAAACCUACUGACCAACCUCUACACCCCCGGUGGCCCUCUCUGGCCUAAUCUCACCAAGAUCUGCAAUGGCCUGAACAAACUGGUUGAGGAAGGAAAGCUAUGAGUGGGAAUUCCAAACAGUGCUGGAAAAAUGAGAAACUUUUGCAAGCCUAUUAAAGAAUUCUGAAUUCAGUUUGCCCAAUGAAAAUACCAGGAGAUAUCAUUUUGGUAGCUUAAUGGGGACACUGAUUCAGUGUCAGUUGAUGUAGAUAUUGAUUUAUGUUGGGAUCUUUAUGAGGACAUGGAAUCAUCGUCCUUGCUUUACAACAUAAGCCAUCUGCAUUAGGACUGGGCGAUAUAUUGAAUGUGCACGACAUGCAUAGUCACAUUUCAGUAUCUCACAAUAUUACCUCUACCUCUGCCUAAAUGCAUUUCAGUCAAAUGCUGUUGGAGCUAAGUAAAGUCCAUUCAAAUAUGA
Coregonus clupeaformis (lake whitefish) is the source of this 1059-nucleotide messenger RNA. Its product is annotated as tumor necrosis factor alpha-induced protein 8-like protein 2. Gene Ontology annotation, cellular component: cytoplasm. Lineage: Eukaryota; Metazoa; Chordata; Actinopteri; Salmoniformes; Salmonidae. The coding region runs from base 145 to 705 and encodes 186 amino acids. The record is from RefSeq and is a predicted model, not a curated record. Gene Ontology annotation, biological process: regulation of apoptotic process. The transcript is spliced from 3 exons.